Messenger RNA from Linum trigynum, 6656 nucleotides. The record is from the annotation of a GenBank genome assembly. Lineage: Eukaryota; Viridiplantae; Streptophyta; Magnoliopsida; Malpighiales; Linaceae.
UCUUGUCGAUUUUCCGUCGAUUUUCGGGAAAUGGGCAUCUCACAAUGGUUGCUAGCUUUUAUUCGGCCCGUUGGUUGAUUAAUUUGCUUUAUAAAACUUUCAUCGUGUCGUCAUUGUGCUUUCUGGUUUUUGUUAGGCCAUGAUAAAAUCUAAGGAAAUCAAGAACGAACAACACGAUUUGGGAUAGGAACCGCCGUUGUCGUAUCCCUAGAAAAUGGUCGUAAACACCGACUCACCUGCCAAUCUGGUUUGGAUUGAGAUUUUUAUCGGGUAUCAGGGAACCAUGUGAUUAUAAAUUAGACUUGAUCAAAACGGGCCAAAACUUGAAAUUCAGCAUUUUUGACCGACUCAUGCCAAAUUCUAAUUAUUCUUUACUUUUAAACUUUCUAUUUGAAAAUAAAAAAUAGUGAAAGAAAAGAGAUGACUGCAAUUCGUCAUUUGCACAUCACUUAUUCGGGAAUAAAACCAUAAAAAUUCAAAAGGAACUGAAAAUGUUUAGGAUCGUUUUAAUGUUUAAAAUAGCCAAAUAGAUUGUUAUGUUUAGUUUUUUACUAACAAAUAUCAAACGAUUCCCUAUAAAAUACACUAUAAUUUGAUCAUUAUGAUAUCAAAUAAUUAUAUAAUAUAUAUUUGAAAUGAUAAUAAUUGGACUAAUUGGGUUGGUUGAGGUUGAACCAUUGAAUAACUUUAAAAUACAUUAUAUUUUAGCCACUAAGAUAUAAAAUAAUAGCAUAAUAUAUAUUAUGCUAGAGAAAAUAGCUUGUUUUAGAAUGACAAACCAAUGAUGUUCAUUUGUUUUACUUGAUGGCCAAAUCCCGUGUAGAUCAGGCUCAUUCAACUCUUUUAUUUUAUGGUUAGCGGUUAGCCCAUUAGAUACCAUGCAUUAGUUUAUUGUUAAUUUUUUUAUUUUUAGCAAUAAAAAGGAGUAUUGUUUUUGUCUUUUCAUAUAUAUUUUUAUCACCACGGAGAAAUAAAAGGGCUUAAAGAAAAAAAUUGACACUCUUUGACCCGUUUAAAUCCGCAUGUGUACGGUAAGUUGGCCCGUUCCACAGAGAAAGAGAAAAAAAUUGACACUCCCUAUUCUACCCUUCCUACAAACGCUCCUGGAGCAAGGAAUUUGAAAUGGGGGAAGAGUUUUUUCCUCCCUGCUAUUAUAUGUUUUUUAUUUAAAAAGAUACAACAAACGUACUUAGUGUGAUUGGUUAUGAUCAUUGCUUUUCUUUAAAAUGGACAUGGUUCGAAUCCCAAUAAGUGUUUUUUUAAUGAAUAAAAAAAAGUAAUUGUGAAGACUAAAAUGUCCUUCCUACUUUCACUCUCGUUGCAGGAAAUUUGAAAUGGGGCUCCCGAUUUUUCCUUCGGUGUAAUAUAUUAUGUGUAGAUGGUUCAAAGCCAUUCCUUGAUUCGCUAGGGUUUAAGCAAAUUGAGGGUUUAAGCCUUUAAGGCUUUAAGCACAUUUCAAUUUUCAACAUUGUCCUUCCUCGCAGCUAAUUCUCGCCUGUUUGGGGAGCUAUAAGCCUAAAACCCUCCCACUCCCUCUCUGCUCUUCCACAAUCCCGCACCAGGGAUUCCAGCGAAAGAAUGUAUCUUUAUCGUCUCCUCCGUCGACCCUCUUCCUCUUACACCUUCCCCGCCGCCGUAGCACAACCUUUGAUCCGAGCACUACACCACCUCAGCUCCCCGCCCGCCAUUUCUCAGCCACUGAGCACACCCGCUGCUCAACAUUCAAUCCCUUCAUCACGACGGACCUUCGCGUUCUCCUCCGCGGAAGAAGCAGCAGCCGAACGCCGGCGGCGGAAGCGCCGCCUCCGUAUCGAACCUCCUCUUCACGCUCUUCAGCGGAACCCUAACCCUCCCCCUCGGGACCCGAACGCGCCCCGCCUACCGGAUACCACCUCCGCUCUGGUCGGCCCUCGGCUCAGCCUGCACAACAAGGUUCAGUCACUUAUUCGAGCUUUCGAUCUUGAUGCUGCUUCCUACCUCGCUCGCACCUCCAUUUUCUCCAGAACUCGCCCCACCGUCUUCACCUGUAAUGCCAUUAUAGCUGCUAUGUACCGGUCCAAACGGUAUGAUGAUGCUAUUGCAUUGUUUAAAUACUUCUACGAGCAAAAUGAUGUAGUGCCUAAUGUUGUUUCGUAUAAUAAUUUGAUCAACGCCUACUGUGAUCAAGGGAGAGUUGAUACAGGGCUUGAGGUUUACAGGCAUAUAAUUGAAAAUGCACCAUUUAGUCCUUCCCCGGUGACUUAUAGGCAUUUGACAAAAGGUUUGAUCGAUGUGGGGAGAAUUGAGGAAGCGGUUGACAUGUUGAGAGAGAUGUUGACGAGGGGUCAUGGAGCCGACUCGUUGGUGUUUAAUAACGUGAUUAAGGGGUUCUUGGAGCUGGGUAAUUUGGACAAGGCAAAUGAGUUCUUCGAUGAGUUGAAGCAGAGGUGCUUGGUGUAUGAUGGGGUGGUUAGUGCCACUUUUAUGGAUUGGUGGUUUAAGCAGGGAAAUGACAGUGAGGCCAUGGAGAGUUACAGGUCAUUGAAGUUGAAAAAAUUUAGAAUGGUGCCUGCUACAUGUAACGUGCUUCUUGAGGUUUUGCUUCGGUAUGGCAAAAAGGAGGCAGCUUUGGAGUUGUUUGAGGAAAUGUUAGACAAUCAUACACCACCAACAUUCCAAGCCGUGGAUGCCGAGACUUUUAAUUUAAUGGUGAAUGAGUGUUUUAAAGAAGGCAAAUUUGCUGAGGCAGUUGAUACCUUCACGAAGGCUGGUACAAAUCCCAAAUCAAGGCCUUUUACGAUGACUGUGCCUGGUUUCAACAACAUUAUUAUGAGAUUCGCGGAGAACGGGAUGAUGACGGAAGCUGAGCAAUAUUUUACAACAUUGAUGUCCAGGUCCUUGGCCCCAGAUGUCACGAGUUUCAAGAUAUUGAUUGAGGCAUAUCUGAAGCUGGAACGGUUUGACGAUGCCCUUAGGAUCUUUGAUAGAAUGGUUGAAUCAGGCUUAUGGGUGGUUGCUGGUUUUGGUACAAGAGUUUUUAGCGAGCUUAUUAAAAAUGGUAAAGCAGUGGAAUCUACAAAGAUUAUGAUAAAUUUGGGGAUGAAGACGGCCGAGAGAAUGGCAGACAGAGAUAUAAAACCCGACCAUAUGGUUUAUGAUGCAGUGGUUAGGGGACUUUGUGAUGCUGGAGAAUUAGAUGGCAGCAGAGAUGUUCUGGACCAAAUGAUGGCAUUUGGUGUUGGUUUGCAUCCUUCCUUGAAGGAAUUUGCACUGAAGGCAUUUGAAGAUGCUGGACGUGGUGAAGAAAUUAAGAAACUUCUGGAUGAAAAUCAAUACAGGAAUACCUCAAGACCUCCUCCUUUCAUGGCUAAGCAACUUCAAUCACCAUUUGGAGCUUCUCAAUUUGCGAGCGAACAACAAUCCUUGGAGCCAUCUUCAGUAGGUGGACAGUCAAUAUUAGGUCAGCCGCGAUACCAGCAAGGAGGAUUCCCAGCACCAUCAUCAAGUUAUAAUAGCCCAGGGCAGCCAGUGUCUGGUUCUUUCGGAACCACUGGACAACAAACUUCAUAUGCUUCUCAGCCACCAUCAUCAGUAUCAUCAAUGGGAGGACAAAUAGUAAGUCCCCAUGGUACGACAGGUCAGCAACCUUCAGUAUCUAAUGCAUCAGAACAGCCUUUGUGGUCUAGUGGAGUAGAAGGACAACAGUCAUCCUGGUCACCUCAUGUACAAAGGCAACAGUCAUCAUCAUGGUCCUUGCCAGGGCAGGGGCAGGGGCAGCCACCAGCAUGGUCAUCUCCCACACAAGUUCAGCAAACAUCUUGGUCAGCUACAACACAAGGACAACAGCCAUCAUCAUGGUCCUUGCCAGGGCAGGGGCAGCCACCAUCAAGGUCAUCUCCCACGCAAGUUCAGCAAACAUUUUGGUCAGCUACAGCACAAGGGCAGGGGCAGCCACCAGCAUGGUCAUCUCCCACACAAGUUCAGCAAAAAUCUUGGUCAGCUACAGCACAAGGACAACAGCCGUCAUCACGGUCCUUGCCAGGGCAGGAGCAGCCACCAUCGUGGUCAUCUCCCACACAAGUUCAGCAAACAUCUUGGUCAGCUACAGCGCAAGGGCAGGGUCAGCCACCAUCAUGGUCAUCUCCCACACAAGUUCAGCAAAAAUCUUGGUCAGCUACAGCACAAGGACAACAGCCAUUAUCACGGUCCUUGCCAGGGCAGGGGCAGCCUCCAUCCUGGUCAUCUCCCACACAAGUUCAGCAAACAUCUUGGUCAGCUACAACACAAGGGCAACAGCCAUCAUCAUGGUCCUCGCCAGGGCAAGGGCAGGGGCAGCCAGCAUCAUGGUCGACUCCAGCACAAGGGCAGCUGUCAUCCAGUCCUCCGGUGCAAGGACAACAUCUGUCAUGGUCAUCUUCGAUUGAAGGGUUGAAAUCAUCUUCUCAGACGUCUCAUACUGGAGGGCCAUCAUCAUAUUGGUCCUCUCCAGAUGCAGGGCAGCAGCAGCAAUCAUCAUGGUCCUCUCCAAGACAACAGUCAUCGAGCACACCAGAUACAGCCAUUACUUAUGAAUAUGCUUCUUCACAGUCUGCUAGGAGAAAUUCUGAAUAUGGAUCUUCUUUCAACUCGUCACCUGCAGCAGGCAACCAUCAUCCUCAUGGACACUCUCACUUAUCAGGACAGGACCGAUGGCAAGACAACCAACAACGGUUUGAUCCAAUGGCGAGACAGCAGCAAAAUGGGUUCCCAGAGACUGCUAGGCGCUAUCCGCAACCACCUCAAUGGCAAGCCAGCCACCAAACCACUGGACAGCCUCGCCCGGCAGGACGAGACCAAUGGCAAGAUAAUCAACAAUUUAAUCCAACGACGGAGCAACAACAGAGUGGACCCCCGGAGGUUUCAGAGAAUGGCCAUUCGCAGCCAGCAGCUCCAUGGCAAGACUACAACCAGCGUGCCACAGCUUGAUUCUUCGGUACAAUUGACCUUUCUAUGAUCACAGUACACACUAUUGACUCAAGUUUUGGCUUCUGAGUAUGUCCCUGGAAGGUCCCCGGUCAUUGCCAACACUAAGAGAUGUACUCCCUUGACCGCUCGCUGAAACUGCAAUAUGAUUUAUUGCAAUGUCUUACAGGAUAUGGAUGAACUGCUGUUGCUAUUGAGAGACUGACCAUAUAAUGUAUAUUGAGAACGACUCAAUUCUUGGCAAAUUUUGAUUUGCAAACUCUUGGUUGGUGGAUCAUAUUAUCAUAAUAGGUUAUUGUGUAUCAGAUUUUCAUUUUUUGGGUCCUUUGUCUGCUCUUCUCUAGGGAAUAGGAUAAUAAGAGAAGUGAACUCUUGUGCUUGGUCACAAUCCACGUUGACCAUCAAGCCAUAAUCAAGCGCACUUCAUGUCUUCAAAGUCCAACCAUAUGGGUAUUGUGAUAUUUACUUUCAACCUGCACCUUAGUAACUAUAUACUAACUUGCCUAUCGACAUCAUAUAUCUUAUCUGCAAAAUAUGCAGCCAUGUUGUAUAGUCGCCAAAGCUUAUGAAUACUUCAUUAACAUGUACUCAAUGAUAGGAGAAUGGCCAUGAACUCAUCAACAUGAACAUGAUGGUGCGGUUUCGCUCAUUAGAGUGUUAACAUAUCAUUCUUCAGUCCUGUGUUGUAUGUACCGAAAUGAGGAUCGGUUUAUUCAAUUUCUACCCUCAAUGCUUGUACAUCAUUUUACGGUUGACAACAACACCAACUAAUCUCUUUUAAUUGCACUAAGCGAUACAUGACUUGUCACAAAGUGAGCUCUAUUCUAUUCUCAUGGUGAUUAGGGCUGCAAAUGAGCCGAGCUGAGUCGAGUUUUACCCCAACUUGAGCUUGACUCGUUAACAAAUGAGCCGAGCUCGAGCCCGAGCCAUUUAUUAACGAGCCGAGUCGAGUUCGAGCUAGGCUUGUUUUCUAAAUUCUUAGAUCGUAUUUGAUACAUUCAUUUUGUAUGUCAUGUAUGGUACAUGUGAUUGAUGUAGCGAUAAAAAAAUAAUCAAAUGUUCAACAUUAAUUAAUCUUAUAUUAUAAUUUUUUGGUAUCGUAUUGUUUAGUUAAUAAAAUUUUAACUAGUUCAAAUCAUGUUAUUUCAUAGUAUCGAAACAAUUUUGUACAUAAUUUCUUUAUAGAAUUAAAAAUAAGCCAUAUUUUCUUACAUGUUCAACAUGUUAAACUUCACAUGAUGUGAGAUAUAUAAUUUAACAAUCCUAUGAAUUAUGAAAGUCCAAAUUAGAUCGAUUAGUCCAUAAGUCGGUGAUCAAGUUGACCCUCAAACCACAAUGGUGAGACAUCCCAUGAGCUCUAAAUGAGCCAACUCACGAGUUGAGCUCAACAAGCCACCGAGUCGAGCUAGCUCGCGAGCUUCACGAGCUGAACAAAGCUAAGCUCAAACUUGGCUCAUCAGUAAACGAAUCGAGUUUCGAACGAGUUUUUCCCGAUUCGAGCCUCGAGUUGCUCGCGAGUACCUUGGCUCAUUUACAGCCCUAAUGGUGAUCGAAUAAUUAGAGAAAAUUACUUCAUUUGCAAUAUGGGCCCGAUCUGAAUAUUUUAUUGUGGCUGGACAACCAAGAACCGUUAUUCAGUAUCGGCCCAUUAAGUAGACCAACACUAAGGUUUGGGUCCUUGAAAGUUGAAACGGGAAUAAAUGGAAGAGUCCAGA